AUGGCCCUUGUACGCAAUUACCGCGCCACUAUAUUCCCAGCAGAAACUAUGUCGAAUCGCAACUUGGCCCACGUGAUCGUCGAUUCGCUGGCCAACGCCGGCGUCAAGAUCGUCUUUGGCAUCCCCGGAGCCAAGGUGGAUGGGGUAUUCGACGCGCUGAGAGACCAUCCCAGCAUCAAGCUCAUAGUUUGUCGCCACGAACAAAAUGCCGCUUUCAUGGCCGCAGCAGUCGGCCGAUUGACUGGUCUGCCAGGCGUCUGUUUGGUCACUUCGGGGCCUGGAACAAGUAAUCUUGUCACUGGACUGGCCACAGCAACAACCGAGGGAGAUCCAGUCCUUGCAAUUGCAGGCACAGUAUCGCGAUUGCAAGCAGCCCGGCAUACCCACCAGUCUCUCGAUGUGAACAAGGUUUUAGAAGGCGUGUGCAAGUCAGUGAUCCAAGUGGGAGUCGAAGAUCAAGUGAGCGAGGUCAUUGCAAAUGCCUUUCGCCAGGCACGGAGAUUCCCACAGGGUGCAACUGCGGUGGCUUUGCCCAUGGAUAUUAUCAAGAGUACUUCAGUCGGGGUCCCUCCAUUCCCUGCGCUUAGCUUCGAGUCUCCCGGCUACGGAUCAAGCAAUGCGAAACUCGGCAAGAUUGCAGUCGACAAGCUCUUGGGUUCCAAAUACCCAGUCAUCUUGCUAGGUAUGAGAUCAGCGGAUCCAUCUGUUGUGCAUGCGGUCCGCCGAAUGAUCAUGAACCACACACUGCCGGUUGUUGAGACGUUUCAGGCCGCAGGCGCAAUCAGCGAGGAUCUCCUGAAUCGCUAUUACGGUCGCGUAGGACUGUUCAGAAACCAGCCGGGCGAUAAAAUACUAGCUAGAGCCGACCUCAUUAUCACCGUGGGCUACGAUCCCUACGAAUAUGACGCAGAAACAUGGAACGUAGACAAUCCAACCACCAUCCAUAAUAUUAUCCACGUCGAUUAUACCGAUGCCAGGGUAUCGCAGCAUUACAUGCCGCAGGUUGAGCUCGUUGGUAAUCCUGCAGAUAUUAUCGACGAAAUGGCCUCUAGCAUUCAAGCUUUCAAGCCCAAGUUCUGGUCUGGUGCGGAGGAUGCGCUGGAGAAUAUUCGUCAGGAGAUUGACAAGUGGCAGUCAACUGCGACAGCAAAUAUCAUAUUAGAUGGACCAGUGCAGCCAACCCAUUUCGUCUACCAAUUGCGCCAUUAUCUUCCCAAGGAUACCGUUGUUGCUGUUGAUGUUGGCACUGUUUACAUAUACAUGAUGCGGUACUUCCAGAUUUACUCACCACGCCACUUGCUCUGCUCCAAUGGCCAACAGACACUCGGCGUCGGUCUCCCGUGGGCAAUCGCAGCGAGUCUAACGCAAGAACCAAAACCAUGUUCAAAAAAGGUCGUUAGCAUUAGCGGGGAUGGCGGAUUUAUGUUCAGCUCCCAGGAACUGGCCACAGCGGUGCAACAAAAGUGCAACAUCACGCAUUUCAUUUGGAACGAUUCGGCGUAUAAUAUGGUUGAAUUCCAGGAGGAAGCCAAAUAUGGCCGUAGCUCGGGAAUCAAGCUGGGAGGCAUCGAUUUUGUCAAGUUCGCAGAGGCAUUUGAAGGCGCGAAGGGAUAUAGGGUUACUACGACUGGGGAGUUGAAGAGUGUUAUGAAGGAGGCACUCGAGUUCCAGGGUGUAGCUGUUGUUGAUGUGAGGAUUGACUACAGCAAGAGUCACGAGCUGAUGAAAAAUAUCAUCCCAAAGGAUUAUCGAUGA
Molecule: messenger RNA, 1755 nt
Organism: Talaromyces atroroseus
Lineage: Eukaryota; Fungi; Ascomycota; Eurotiomycetes; Eurotiales; Trichocomaceae
Exons: 2
Coding region: 1-1755 (584 amino acids)
Biological process (GO): butanediol metabolic process; L-valine biosynthetic process
Cellular component (GO): acetolactate synthase complex
Molecular function (GO): acetolactate synthase activity; magnesium ion binding; flavin adenine dinucleotide binding
Source: RefSeq, a predicted model, not a curated record